Molecule: messenger RNA, 2495 nt
Organism: Manacus vitellinus (golden-collared manakin)
Lineage: Eukaryota; Metazoa; Chordata; Aves; Passeriformes; Pipridae
Gene: PICK1
Product: protein interacting with PRKCA 1
Exons: 13
Coding region: 157-1440 (427 amino acids)
Biological process (GO): receptor clustering; regulation of Arp2/3 complex-mediated actin nucleation; positive regulation of receptor internalization
Cellular component (GO): synaptic vesicle; postsynaptic density; postsynaptic early endosome
Molecular function (GO): phospholipid binding; protein kinase C binding; protein domain specific binding
Source: RefSeq, a predicted model, not a curated record
CUGGCCCCUCAGCGACGCCCCCCGCGGGUGCCCCGGGACGGUCCCUGUGGGGCGAGCGGGGGUCCUGCGACCCCCCUUUCCCCGGCCGGGCCAGUGCCCCGGGCCCCUCCCCUGCCCCGGAAAUAGUCUUUGCAGCCAAGAACCUAACAAGAGGUGAUGAAUCUACCUGCUCCUGUCACUGUGUGCUGCACAUCAUACUUGCUGUUCAGUCCCGAUUUCUUGCUCUGUGUGGAGAUUGGGGAUGAGGCAUCGCUGUGCUGGGGCAUCCCCACUGUACCUGGGACAGUGACCCUGAAGAAGGACUCUCAGAACCUGAUUGGGAUCAGCAUUGGGGGAGGAGCACAGUACUGCCCCUGUCUCUACAUUGUCCAGGUGUUUGAUAACACUCCAGCAGCCUUAGAUGGCACCGUAGCAGCUGGCGAUGAAAUCACAGGAGUGAAUGGGAAGUCUGUCAAAGGGAAGACCAAGGUGGAGGUGGCCAAGAUGAUACAGAUGGUAAAGGGAGAAGUGACUAUACACUACAACAAGCUUCAGGCUGACCCAAAGCAGGGCAAGUCUUUGGAUAUUGUAUUGAAGAAGGUAAAGCAUCGACUGGUGGAGAACAUGAGCUCAGGCACAGCGGAUGCCCUGGGGUUAAGCCGAGCCAUACUUUGCAAUGAUGGGCUAGUGAAGAGAUUAGAGGAGCUGGAGAGGACUGCAGAGUUAUACAAAGGCUUGACAGAGCACACCAAGAGUCUUCUCAGGGCUUUCUUUGAGCUGUCUCAGACACAUAGAGCAUUUGGAGAUGUUUUCUCUGUCAUUGGUGUAAGGGAGCCACAACCAGCUGCCAGUGAAGCCUUUGUGAAAUUUGCUGAUGCCCAUCGCAACAUUGAGAAGUUUGGGAUUCACCUUCUGAAAACAAUUAAGCCGAUGCUUACUGACUUGAAUACGUAUCUGAAUAAAGCCAUUCCUGACACAAGGCUGACUAUCAAAAAAUACCUGGAUGUCAAGUUUGAAUAUCUGUCUUACUGCCUGAAAGUCAAAGAGAUGGAUGAUGAAGAGUACAGCUGCAUUGCUCUGGGUGAACCCCUCUACCGGGUCAGCACUGGGAACUACGAGUACCGCCUUAUCCUGCGCUGCCGUCAGGAGGCUCGCACGCGCUUUGCCAAGAUGAGGAAGGACGUGCUGGAGAAAAUAGAGCUCCUGGACCAGAAACACGUGCAGGACAUCGUGUUCCAGCUCCAGCGUUUCGUCUCCACGAUGUCCAAGUACUACGACGACUGCUAUGCCGUGCUCCGAGACGCAGAUGUCUUUCCCAUUGAGGUGGACCUUGCCCGCACAACUCUCAACUAUGGGCAAAAGGACACAUACACAGACGGGGCAGAAGAAGAAGGAGAAAGUGAGAGAGAGGGUAGCGGGAAGGAGGAUGCAAAUGGAGAAAAGCUCAUUGAUGAUGCCUGAGUGUGCCGGCAUGGCCAGAGGAAAGACUUUGCAGACUGUUAUGAAAACAUGUAUUUCACGUGGCGAUUCAUCCUCUGUGAUUUCAAUGUAUGUCCAGCCUGGGAUUCCUCCUCUGCUUUGGGUGAGGGUAGCUGGUUGGAUUGGAACCAACCUCUGCUUUCCUCACAUUUCCUUUGCUUGUUUGCCUGGAUAUUCUUUUUUGCCUCCAGAGACUUCUACUACCCAACUUGGGUAGCGAGGUGUGGGGAGGAAAACUCCCUACCACACUGCCAUGUGACUCUGGGCAGACAGGACUCUGCUGAGCACGUGGGAAACACCCUCCCCUCUGGCACAUGGAAGCCAGCUAAUGAUUUGGAGCUCUGUCCUCCCCUUGUGCUCUGGGAAGUGUUAGCAUCAGCAUUGUUUUAUUCACCCCACCACUCGCUGUCUCCAAGCUCCUUCUACGGAGCCACCUUAGAACUGUGAUGGAAAUAUCCCAUCCUUAAACUACAGAGGAGAGAUGGGAAGCCUUGAGGAGAGAGGAAGACGUGCACUUUAGGCAGAGGCUUUGAGAUUUUUUUAGUGCAAAGCAUUACUAGUGUGCCACCCCAAGCUCUCCUCUCUGCACAACCAUUUUGUGCUGCCUUUGGACUAGCCAUCAACAGUAGCUAACAUCCCAUUCCCCAGCACAAGGGAAGAAGGAAAAGGAAACCUGAGGUAGGUGAGGCUGCUUGUUUCCUUUUCCCCUCCCUCCAUCCCUGUGGGCAUACCCCAGAUGCAGAUGGCACUUUCUCUGUUAGUGGGCAGCACAACUGCCAGGAGUGGUGUGCUUCUCGGGGCAAGGGUUUUGACUUCUCUGUCAUUACAUUCUAGUGGUCAUGAGAGAAGUUAUUUAAGGGCAUUAAUUUAUGGUCAAGAUGGUUUGAUUUGGUUUUUCUCUUUGAUUUGUUAUUGGAGCUUCUUCAUCUCAGUGGGUACCUGCAAGAAAGCCAUCCAUGGUCAAGCUGCUCUGAAAAAUUUAGAUGGACUCCAGUGUACUGACUGUUGUCUCUAAUAAAGAAAAAUGUGACAUUCCA